Thlaspi arvense is the source of this 2622-nucleotide messenger RNA. Lineage: Eukaryota; Viridiplantae; Streptophyta; Magnoliopsida; Brassicales; Brassicaceae. The record is from the annotation of a GenBank genome assembly.
CCACGACCACCUUUUUCCGGCUCAAAACAAAUUCACUUUUUUAUUUUCCACCGUUAGAUCCUGGAUUGUUAUCCAACGGUCGUCAUUAAGCUCUCACACUAGGUCCCUCUGUAAUUUCUUAUUUAAACGACCCUUCUCUCUGUCUUCUUCCUCAGGAACCAAACUCCAACUUACUUCACCAACAAUUCAAAAUCUUUCCCUUCACCAACAAUUUAAAAACUCGAACCCGAUGGGUCAGAUCAAAGGAUCAGUACACCAAAACGGCCAAAUCGAGGCGAUGUUAUGCGGCGGAGCAGAGAAGACGAAAGUGAUGGUGAAAACAAUGGCGUUGAAGACUGUGGCGGUGAAGACCGUGGCGGCAAAGACUGUAGAGGAUCCGUUUAACUGGGUUUCUGCGGCGGAGCAGAUGAAAGGGAGCCAUUUGGAUGAGGUGAAGAGGAUGGUUGAGGAGUAUCGGAGACCGGUGGUGAAUCUCGGAGGAGAGACGCUGACGAUCGGACAAGUGGCGGCAAUCUCCACCGUUGGUGGUGGUUAUAAGGUUCAGCUGGCGAAGGCUUCGAAAGCCGGCGUUAAAGCUAGCAGCGAUUGGGUCAUGGAGAGUAUGAAGAAAGGCACUGACCGUUACGGUGUAACCACCAGCUUUGGAGGUACUUCUCACGGAAGACCCCAAAACGACGUCGCACUUCAGAAGGAACUCAUUAGAUUUGCGAACGCCGGAAUAUUCGGGAGCACGAAAGAAUGCCACACGCUGCCGCAAUCCGCCACGAGAGCCGCCAUGCUCGUCCGAGUCAACACUCUCCUCCAAGGAUUCUCCGGCAUCCGAUUCGAAAUCCUCGAAGCAAUCACCAGUCUCCUCAAUCACAACAUCACUCCUUCUCUCCCCCUCCGUGGAACCGUAACUGCCUCCGGCGAUCUCGUUCCCCUCUCCUACAUCGCUGGCCUCCUCACCGGCCGUCCCAAUUCCAAAUCCACUGGUCCCAACGGUGAAUCUCUAACGGCGGAAGAAACCUUUAAGAAAGCCGGAAUCAAUUCUGGAUUCUUCGAUCUGCAGCCCAAGGAAGGGUUAGCACUCAUCACCGGCACGGCGGUUGGAUCUGGAAUGGCUUCGAUGGUUCUAUUCGAAGCGAAUGUUCAAUCGGUUUUGGCGGAGGUUUUAUCAGCGAUUUUCGCGGAAGUGAUGAGCGGGAAACCUGAGUUCACCGAUCAUUUGACUCACAGAUUGAAGCACCACCCAGGGCAAAUCGAAUCGGCGGCGAUAAUGGAGCAUAUCCUCGACGGAAGCUCUUACAUGAAAUUGGUUCAAAAGCUUUACGAGAUGGAUCCAUUGUAUAAGCCGAAACAGGAUCGCUACGCUCUCCGUACUUCUCCACAAUGGCUCGGCCCUCAGAUCGAAGUAAUCCGUCAGGCGACGAAAUCGAUCGAGCGUGAAAUCAACUCCGUGAACGACAAUCCGUUGAUCGACGUCUCCCGGAACAAGGCGAUUCACGGCGGAAACUUCCAGGGGACUCCAAUCGGAGUUUCAAUGGACAACACGCGUCUCGCGAUCGCAGCGAUUGGGAAGCUCAUUUUCGCUCAAUUCACGGAGCUUGUUAACGAUUUCUACAACAAUGGCCUUCCUUCGAAUCUAACAGCUUCAAACAACCCAAGCUUGGAUUACGGAUUCAAAGGAGCAGAGAUCGCCAUGGCUUCUUACUGCUCGGAGCUGCAAUACUUAGCGAAUCCAGUCACAAGCCAUGUUCAAUCAGCUGAACAACACAACCAAGGAGUGAACUCUCUCGGACUAAUCUCGUCUCGUAAAACCUCUGAAGCCGUCGAGAUUCUCAAGCUAAUGUCCACGACGUUCGUCGUCGCGAUAUGCCAAGCGGUUGAUCUGAGACAUUUGGAGGAGAAUCUGAGACAAACGGUGAAGAACACAGUUUCUCAAGUAGCUAAGAAAGUCAUAACCACUGGAUUCAACGGCGAGUUGCUUAAGGUCGUUGAUCGUGUACAAGUGUUCACAUACAUUGACGAUCCUUGUAACGCCACGUAUCCACUGAUGCAGAAGCUAAGACAAGUCAUCGUCGAUCAUGCUUUAUCCAACGGUGAGACUGAGAAGAACACAGUGUGUUCAGUCUUUCAAAAGAUCGGAGCUUUUGAGGAGGAGCUCAAGGCGGUGCUUCCGAAGGAAGUGCAAGCGACGAGGGCGGCUUAUGGUAACGGAACUGCGACGAUUCCGAACAGGAUUAAGAAAUGCCGGUCGUAUCCACUGUAUCGAUUCGUGAGGGAAGAGCUGGGAGCAAAGUUGUUGACCGGAGAAAAAGUUGUGUCUCCCGGAGAAGAGUUUGAUAAGGUUUACACUGCGAUGUGUGAAGGUAAGAUUAUUGAUCCGUUGAUGGAUUGUCUCAAGGAAUGGAACGGAGCUCCGAUUCCGAUUUGCUAAGAGAGAAACUUCCUCUGUUCUGUUAUGUUCUGUUUUAAUUUGGUUGUUUUUGCUGUUUUGUUUCUUUGUUUGGAUUGAGUGUUUACGAGUGAAUGGUGCCACUUUGUAUGAUAUAAAUAAAGUGAAUGGUGGUGUCACUUUGUGUGAUAUAAAUAAAAUUGUCGUAUAAAAAUUAUCAAAACUUAUUAGUUUUAUGUUGCAAA